This is a messenger RNA of Schistosoma curassoni, 3777 nucleotides long. Lineage: Eukaryota; Metazoa; Platyhelminthes; Trematoda; Strigeidida; Schistosomatidae. The record is from the annotation of a GenBank genome assembly.
AUGUUAACAACAACUGUGAAUCGUUCGCUUACCUGUAAAUCAUUGAAAUUGCCAUCUACCACAGAGAAUAUGCAGAAUAAUUUAAAAUCGCUUCAACUAUAUACUGUAUUUAAUAGUUAUAAUUCUAUCAAGGAAUUAUGGUUAGCUCAUGAACUAAUCACUUCAGAGCAUGGAAAUAUGAGAGAUGAAGAAACUGGGAAUACAUUGCUACAUUAUUUAAUUUUAUCGAUACCUAGGUUUGCUAAACAAUUUGAUGAUUGUAAUAUGAUAAAUGGAAAUCAAUUAUAUCCAGAAUGGGCUUCACCUAUUGUUGGAUUAGUAUAUCGUCUUGUUGUAUGCGGUCGUUGCUCAGUUAAUGCACAAAAUAAUAUGGGAAAUACAGUGUUACAUUUAAUAUGUCUUUUACCGUAUACGGAAUUCUUGGCAAUACAUUUAAUUCGUUUAGGUGCUGAUCCAGAGAUUAAAAACAAUUCUGGACUACAUGUCUUUUAUCAUUAUGGAGAACAAAGAGCAUGGUUGGUAAAAAAUUUACCUGGUCUUAACUGUGGUAUAUGGAAUGCAAUAAAACGAGAAGAUAUGAUUAAAAUGGAUUAUUAUUUAUCAUGUUGGUGUCGAACAAUAGCAAAUCAACCAAACGGGAAAAGUUUAUUCGAGUGUUCAAUGUCCACUGGAAAUUAUGAAUUAGUUAAACAUGUAGACCAAGCACGUAAUACCAAUGAAUUAAUUGCAGCUGCAAUGGCAUUAGAUUUAAAUUAUAUGGAAGAUCUUUUAUCAAUUAAAAUUGAAAAGGAAAAAUGUCAAGUCAAUAAAUGUGACAGAAGUUUCGACCCCCCACGUCCAUUGACUGCUGAAUUGGCGAUCAUUUAUGGGAAUAAAGCAAAUAAAGCAAUCGAAUUACUUAAAAAAUAUGGGGCAGUGGAUGAAUCAAACUAUUAUGAGUCAGUAGAACAAAGGAAAAUGGCUUUCGUAAAUUCGCCAUUUUAUUUACAAGUUAAGACCGCGAAAACAAUUGCUGAUUUAAACAAAGCAUGGAAAUUAAUUGAGUAUUCAUCAUUCCAGUCAAAUCUAAGAAGGCAUACAGAUCAAGCAACUUAUUUACACUACUUAGUUGAACGUUAUAAAAGUUUAAAACAUGAACCUCAUUUACAAUGUGGUUUAAUUCGUCUUAUGGCAAAACUAGUCAUAGCUGAUGUCGAUCUACAAGGACGUGAUAAAUUUGGUAAUACAGCUUUACUUUGUGCUGCAAAAUCGAAUAUUUUUGCAGAUAGAAAUACUAACUCAAUAAAAGCUAACGAAUUAAUGCUUAAUCAGAUUGACAAAGAAGCUGAAAGAGAAGAUGAAGUUGAAGAUGGGGUGGUGCUGGACACAGUUGGGAAAAUUGUUGAGGAGACUAUUGAAACUGUCGAUAUAAAUGAAUCAUUAUAUAAUCCAACUAUCAACGAUGAUGUAAAACAUUCGGUCAUGGAUGAAGACCGUAAUGAAAUGAGCCCAAGUAAAAAGACAUCAUUGUCUAUAUCUGUUUCAGAUCAUUCAAAUAUGUCAGUAAAAAACGAAUCAAUUCAUCCAUGUAUGAUGAAUGUACCGGAUUUUAGUGAUCAACGUUUGAUUUCUAUUUUAAUUCAGUUAGGUUCAGAUUGCUCCAUUCCAUGUAAAAAUGGUUAUUCUGUAUAUAAUGAAAAUUAUAUUCCCAAAGGUGCAUAUACAAUUAAACGAAAUAUUCGAUCAAGUUUAUUAAAAACUAGUAUAAAACGUUCUAAAGGACUGAUAGAUCAUCCGGGAAUUUGGCCAGUUGUUGAUAGAUUAAUCUAUAGUGUACAAUAUCAUAAACCCAAUGAUAUUAUUAACUAUUUCUGCGCAGAAUUAGAGAACACAAUUAAAGAUAAUUUAAUUUGGUUAAAAGCUAAACGAUCAGGGCUAACUGUUAUAGAAUGGAUUAACUCAUUAUGGACUCAUGAUCGAUCCAAUCAAUGGAUAGAAGGAAUACGUGAAAAAUUAACAAAUCUAUUACAGUAUUAUGUUAGUUUAACUGAUUUUGUGAUUUAUUCUAUGGCUGGUGAUAUUCAGAAAUUGAAACAAUGUUUAGCUAUGGGUAAAGGUCAAUUGAAAGCUCAACUUCAUAUGCAAAAGUUUCUAGUUGGUAUUAAUAAUAAUGGAAGAGCAAAUUUUAUAACACGUCCAUUACUUGUUAGUGUAAUGGAAUAUUCUACAGCAGAAGUAUUACAACUUAUGAUUCAUUCUGGAGCAAAUUUAAACGAAUACUAUUCAGAAAAAGAACCGUUUGGUCCGGUUGCAUUUUGGAGUUUUAAGAACCUUGUCAGCCUUCAACAUACUUAUGAAGUAAUCAAAGAAGUACCAGUUCAUUUAAGAGAUUCAAAUGGAUCAUCUUUAUUUCAUUAUGCAACAAAUCUUUUUCAUACAAUACAUCCGAAAGAUGUAAAUGGAUUUCGAUGGGCAAGUUUGAUUUUAUCUACAAUAUUGAAACGAGGUGUGAAAAUUUAUCAUAGAGAUAUUUGGCAACGUACUGCACGAGAUAUUUUGAAUAGAUCAAGAUAUGGAUUACUGGAUAACAACAAUGUUCAUUGUGAAACGGGAGAGAAUUUCAGACCAUUCGAAGAAGAGCCACCAGAUCCUUUCGAACUUCAUGAUAUUAUCGAUCCAGAAACUGGAAAUUUAUUAACUGCUGAACAGUUAAUUGAUCGCCAUGUAGCUUUUCUAGCUUCUGGCAAUCACUUACAAUCCAUGGAAGAAUUAAUUCUCUAUGGAUAUAAUUAUAUACAUUUAGCUAAUUCUGGACCUGUACGCUUUAAAUCUGCUAGAUUAUUAGCUGAACAAAAAGGACAUCAUGAAAUGAUAUCUUUAUUAGAUACUGUUGAUCAGUAUAGAACAGAAAUGAUGGAGGUUCACAAGACGAUUAUAACUGGAGAUUAUCAUCAAUUCCUACGUCUGGUUAAUAACAAAAGAGUUAUUAUGGGUCGUGACUGGAGAGAACGUUCUCUACUACACCUUGCAGUACUUUAUCGUAGAACAGAUUUUGUUCUUCAGUUAAUUGAACUGUGUCAAGAACUUGUCAAUUAUCAAGAUUGUCUUGGACGUACCGCAUUCCAUUAUGCAAUCUGUUUGCCUGACAACCGAAGAUUGUUCUUAAAAAUGGUUUCAAAAUCUGGAGGUAUUGAUAAACAAAUCAAGGAUUUGCGAAAUAUUUCAAUUCAUCAAUAUGGUGAAUUGUAUGACCGAAACAUUCCUGAAUAUCAAAAUCUGAUUAAUAUAGAAAAAUCAAUCAAAUUACUUGAAUCAAAUUGGCCUGAUCAAACAAUUUGUUCAUUGUUGCCUAAAAUAUCAAAUGAUAAUGAUGAUGGUGAUCAACUCUUCAUAAAAGAUAAACAUGAAUCUGAUAAUAAACAAUCAAUUGUUGAAGUAAUUCAUAAUACAAAUAAAAACACUGAAAAUUGUUUAAUAUUUCCAAUUCCUGGUGCAUUCAAUACAUUUGAAGUGAAAAGAAUCAAAUCAGUAUUUAAUUGGAAACAACGGAUAUAAAGAAAGAGACAAAAUGAAAAGAAGAAAUGAACAGAUUAAAUCAUGUUAUAAAUAAAUAGUAUAUUUGUAAUAACCCAAUGAGGAGAAAAAUCAAAUUUUCUGACGUUUCGUGACUUAGCGUAAGUCACUUCUUCAGAGAAUAAAAAAAAUUAUGGAUGAGAUUAUUUUUUUUCGACAUUUCGUUAAGACAUAUUAUUCUGAAAUAAAUGUAGAUGGUUGUAGUUUUUAUCUUAUAAUGGUGAA